Molecule: messenger RNA, 897 nt
Organism: Fusarium odoratissimum NRRL 54006
Lineage: Eukaryota; Fungi; Ascomycota; Sordariomycetes; Hypocreales; Nectriaceae
Exons: 2
Coding region: 1-897 (298 amino acids)
Source: RefSeq, a predicted model, not a curated record
AUGGCUUCCCACAAAGAUGUCGAUGUUCCCACCUACGAUGGCCUAAAGCUCAAGGGAACUUUGUUCUCUGUCGGUCAGAAAAAGCCUUGCAUUAUCAUGUCAAGCGGUUGGUCCGGACUGCGAUCCCAUUUUCUGCCCGAAUUUGCAGCACGAUUUAAUAAGGCUGGUUAUGGUGUUCUGACCUACGAUAACCGGUGCUGGGGAGAGAGCGAGGGUCUUCCUCGGGAGCAAGUCGAUCCGACCUUGCAAACACGCGAUUAUUUCGACGUGUUCAACUUUGCGGUCACUCAGCCUGAAGUAGACCCUACAAAAAUCGUCUACUGGGGGUCCAGUAUGUCUGGAGGAAACGCCAUCUGCGCAGCAGCUGUGAAUCAUAAUAUCGCCGGCGUCAUCUUGCAAGUCCCCUUCAUCUCAGGCGAAUGGAUCUCUCGCAUGCCAGGGGCGUCGACAAGCUUACUCCUCGGUGAAAGAGCCAAGGCCACAGCGGAAGGAUCCCCAUCCAAGAUCCCCAACUUCCCCAGUUCUCUUGAUGAGCUGAAGACCGGCGCGUCCCAAGCUGUUCUCAAAGACCCAGAGUCGAUCCCGUUUAUUGGUGAAAUGGAACGGCGAGGACUUGAUUGGUCCAAGACGUGUACGGUGCAGAGUCUGACCUACGCUCUACUUCACGAGCCACUGGCUUAUAUCCAUCGUAUCUCGCCGACGCCCAUGUUGAUGAUUGUGGCUGAUCAGGAUGUUACAACACAGCCCCAUUUGCAGCUUGAGGCUUUCAAUAAGGCACUUGAACCAAAGAAGCUUGUGGUUCUCAAGGGUAUGGGUCAUUUCUCGCCUUACUUUGGCACGCCCUUUGAGGAAAACGUUCAGGCCCAAAUUGCUUAUCUUGAUGAACUCUUUGCGUGA